Ophidiomyces ophidiicola is the source of this 1263-nucleotide messenger RNA. It is a transcript of the gene COX15, whose product is annotated as Cytochrome c oxidase assembly protein cox15. Gene Ontology annotation, cellular component: mitochondrial inner membrane. Lineage: Eukaryota; Fungi; Ascomycota; Eurotiomycetes; Onygenales; Onygenaceae. The coding region runs from base 1 to 1263 and encodes 420 amino acids. The record is from RefSeq and is a predicted model, not a curated record. Gene Ontology annotation, biological process: heme A biosynthetic process. The transcript has 2 exons. Gene Ontology annotation, molecular function: oxidoreductase activity, acting on NAD(P)H, heme protein as acceptor.
AUGAAUGCUGCCUCCGCGGAGGCAAGUAUAGCGUCGAAAACCCGGUUUCCUGAAGUUAGCUCAAAGAUUGUGGCAUACUGGCUCCUAGGGAGCGCUGCCAGCGUAUUUGGUAUUGUUGUGUUUGGUGGACUUACUCGACUAACGGAGUCGGGGCUAAGUAUAACGGAAUGGAGGCCGGUGACUGGAUCUCUGCCGCCAAUGAACGCGGAAGAUUGGGAGUCAGAGUUUGCUAAAUAUCGAGCGUCCCCAGAGUAUAAGGUACUCAAUCCGAACAUGACACUUGCUGAAUUUAAGAACAUCUACUACAUGGAAUGGAUUCACCGCAUCUGGGGGCGCUUUGUAGGGUUAUCCUUUGUGAUACCAGCCAUCUACUUCACCAUGGCGAAAAAAGUAUCUAAACCGAUGGCCCUUCGAUUAACUGGUAUCGCUGGCUUAAUUGGCUUUCAAGGCUUCCUUGGUUGGUGGAUGGUGAAAUCCGGCCUCAAGGAUGAUUUGUUCGCCCCAGGAAGUCACCCACGCGUGAGCCAAUACAGACUUACUGCUCACCUCUGUGCUGCUUUUGUUUGUUACGUGGCAAUGCUCUGGAAUGGGUUGGCAAUUCUCCGGCAGCACCGACUUCUUGCAGACCCUGAGAAAGGAUUGAAAAUUUUAGAAGCGUUACGGAAUCCAAAACUGAAUAUCUUCCGCCGGUCUGUCGCUGGACUCGCCCUUCUUGUGUUUUGCACCGCAAUGUCGGGCGGUCUUGUUGCAGGAUUGGAUGCCGGUCUCAUUUAUAACGAAUUCCCCACCAUGGGCAACGGAUUAGCGCCUCCAAAAUCAGAGCUUUUCGAUUCACAUUAUUCUCGUAAAGCGGAUGGGUCAGAUCUGUGGUGGCGAAAUAUGCUAGAAAAUCCCUCAUUGGUUCAACUGGACCACCGUAUUCUAGCCAUGACUACUUUCUCCUCUGUGAUGGGCCUCUGGGCAUACUCUAAAUUACCAACGAUGCGGCAGUUACUUCCCCGGGUAGCCUCCAAAGGUGUUCACGGUGUUGUAGCUUUCACCAUGGUGCAAGUUGGCCUUGGAAUCAGCACGCUUCUAUAUCUCGUUCCUAUCCAUCUUGCUUCAGCCCAUCAAGCGGGAAGUUUGUUCCUGUUGACCUGGGUACUUGUCCUUGGCAGCAGGGUUUGGCAUCCCUCUCGAACUGCCCGUUUACUUCAAAUAGCUACUAAAAUCAAAGAGGGUGGAGUUUCGCGGGCACGCCCUACUCUCGUUAAGGGAUCUUAA